This is a messenger RNA of Rhipicephalus microplus (southern cattle tick), 4869 nucleotides long. Its product is annotated as sodium- and chloride-dependent glycine transporter 2. Gene Ontology annotation, cellular component: plasma membrane. The record is from RefSeq and is a predicted model, not a curated record. Gene Ontology annotation, biological process: nitrogen compound transport; sodium ion transmembrane transport; amino acid import across plasma membrane. Gene Ontology annotation, molecular function: glycine transmembrane transporter activity; amino acid:sodium symporter activity. NCBI's taxonomy places the organism in Eukaryota, Metazoa, Arthropoda, Arachnida, Ixodida, Ixodidae.
CGCGCAGGUAUGGAGGACAGGUAAGACGACGAAGAAGAGAGCGCGCAAAAAGACAUCGGGAAGGGAAAAAGAAAAAGAAACAAAGGAUGCAUACACGGGAAGCGAGAUCAAGGUGCCAGGGCUAUGCGCGACGCAUCAGAAACGAAGAGAGAGGGAAUUCACGUUACAGAAGAAGGAGGAGGAGGUAAUGACACCUCCUCUCCACUUUACCUCUCUCAACCCUUCCCCGGCGAAUGGGGACGAAAAUUGAAAGGAGUUUUUCGCUUUGUUCGUCGACAGCCGCCGAGGAAUACAGGCAGCUCGCCGGCGAAGCCACCAUGCCUACGAGUUCUGGAUCUCUGACGUUGACUCCAGUCCACCUGAAUGGCUACGACGCAGCUCCCCCUCACCAACCUCCGACGGUGACGCCAAACAAAGUACAAGAUGACGACGACGACCCGUUUGCGCCUCCCCCUCCUCACAGGGAGCGCUCCGAGUCGGUGACGUCACGCGGUAACUGGGGCAGCCGCUGGGAGUUUCUCCUCUCCUGCGUCGGCCUAUCUGUGGGAAUCGGCAACGUCUGGCGGUUUCCUUACCUCGCCUAUCAGAAUGGAGGAGGUGCCUUUCUCAUCCCGUACCUCAUCAUGCUUGCGUUGGCCGGCAAGCCCAUGUAUUUCCUCGAACUCGCCUUCGGACAAUUCGCCGGUCAGGGUCCACUCACAAUAUGGGCCUGCGCACCCAUCUGCAAAGGUGUGGGCUUCGCAAUGGUGUGCGUCUCAAUGGUGGUGGCGGUGUACUACAACGUCAUCAUGGCCUACACCAUCUACUACACCGCCUCGACGUUCCAGUCGCAGGUGCCGUGGGCGCGCUGUGAUCCGCAGUGGGCCAACGACACACCCUGCUUUGUGCGGUCUGAGAACACUUCGGGUACGGAUCUCAAUGUGACGAAGCCUUCCAGCCAAGUCUACUGGGAGCGUUAUGUCCUAGAGAUAAGUGACGGGCUAGAAGACCUCGGUGGUGUCAAGUGGGACCUGGCACUGUGCCUUCUACUCAGCUGGAUCAUCGUGGUCGCCUGCCUGGUCAAGGGCAUCAAGACCUCAGGCAAGGUGGUCUACUUCGCAGCCACCUUUCCUUACGUCAUCCUCAUCACUCUCAUGAUAACGGGCUUGUGCCAACCUGGUGCCAUCAAUGGCGUGCUCUACUUCAUCACUCCUUCCUUCGACCGGCUGCUGGACAUCAAGGUAUGGCAGGCCGCAGCGGGACAGAUGUUCUUCUCGCUCAGCCUGUCCAUGGGUGGUCUCAUCAUGUACAGCAGCUACAACAAGUUCUCCAACAACGUCUUCAGGGAUGCCAUGGUUGUGAGCGUGCUUGACACCUUCACUAGCAUCAUAUCGGGAAUGGUCAUCUUCUCGGUCCUAGGAGCCAUGGCCCAUGAUCUGGGGAACGUCGACGUGAAGGAUGUGGCGCAAGGAGGUCCAGGCCUAGCGUUCGUUGCCUAUCCCGAAGCCCUCACGCGGUUACCGGUACCACAACUCUGGUCCGUUCUCUUCUUCCUCAUGCUCUUCAUCCUCGGUCUUGACUCGGAGUUCGCCAUCCUGGAGACGUUCGUGACAAGCUUGUGUGACCAGGCACCGUACCUACGCAAACACAAGUGGCAAUUCACCAUGGCCAUGGGCGUCGUUUGCUUCCUCCUUGGCUUACCUAUGGUCACCAGGGGUGGCCAGUACAUAUUUGAGAUAGUGGACAGAUUCGGAGGCAGCACGACAUUGACUUUUAUUGGUCUUGUGGAAGUCAUCUCACUCGCUUACAUUUACGGAUACUCCAGGUUCUCAGAUGAUGUCUACUUCAUGCUGAACAGGCGUCUUGGAUGGUAUUGGAAGGUCACAUGGACUGUCACAUCGCCACUUGUGCUCCUGGUGAUCUUCAUUUUCUCGAUGUUGGACCAGAAUGAACCUGUGAAGUACGGCUCCUACGAGUAUCCUCCCUGGGCCAUCGGCAUCGGCUGGACCAUCACUCUGUUCGUCAUGUUGCAAAUACCUUUCUGGGCUAUCGUUGCUGUCCACAGGGCACCGGGCAACACAUUGAUGCAGAAAAUGCGCUUCGCCUGCCGACCAUCGAAGCGUUGGGGCCCAUCCAAAUUGUCUCUUCACGACCAAUGGAAGGCUGCCACGGGGCGGGCGCAGACGGACGUCAAGGUCGAGCUCAAGAAAUUCUCCCAGGGUGACGCCUCCUACAGCGUGAACGGUGUCGACAACAAGGCAUACGUCAUCACAGAACAGGAUGCUCGCUGACCGAACCUUAGGGGCAGCGGUGCAGCGUGACAUCUGCCCUGACUGCCUGCAUUUUCCGGGUGAUACGCCAAUGUCCAGUGUGUGUGUGUGCGUAUGACACAUAUGUGUGUGUGCGUACUCGUGGGUGCGUUCUGGACUCGAAGGUGACAGUAUAUUCCUGGGAACCUAUUCCCAAGGUGACCAUCUCGUCGUAUCGUCGCUGCCAUAAGUGACUUGCGCUUACACAUUUCUUUGUAUGUGAAUCGUGACCUAGAGUUUUGCAUCGCCAUGGGCUGCUUUAACCGGUUACGAAAAAGGCUGUGGUGGAGAUAUCAAUUAUUUUAUCGGCAGUGGUAUAUAUGGCUGUGCAAAUGGCCCUAAGCAGGCAGAGAAACCAGGGUAGCCACUAACAACGGGAGAAUUGAAAAAAAAAAAAAAACACCAUAGAUACGUUGCCUUCUUUGUCAGCCUUCAUGUCGAUGCCGUUUGUGCCUAGGUCAGGUGCAUCAACUCGUCUUUCUCAUGUCAUCUUGAUGACUACUGUCAGGGAGUCGUUUUCUGACCCAUGAAGCUUCUCCUACCACAGUUGACAAACAAAAAUUAUUUUCACUUUUGCUUAUAGAAAUUGUCUUGCAGCAAGGGGAAAAAAAGCCUAAAAAUUGUUAUGGGAGCAAUCUGGAUAAUCACGACGCGCGCAAAAUGCGGGCUGUGCGCGUGUGGUUGUGUGGGAAGGCGGCUUUUUUGCGUCAUCUUGCAAUGCCUUAGAUAAAGCACAUGUUGACAAAGACAAAGUUGAGAUAACUGCAUGUGUGUAUUCUAAUUCUUGAUGGUGGGUGCCAUGUGCUGACGUAUUGUUCGCCUGCAUUUGUAUAUCACUGCUGAGAACUUCUGCGAGUGAAGGAUGUGGUGAAUGGCGGUAAUUUUUGAAUGGGACGUCUCUAAAUAGCUUCUAAGUAGGUGUGAUGUGUGAAAAAGCGUGAUGUAUUGAUAUUUUAGUUCCUUCUUGAUUCUUCGUGGUCUAAUUCAACCGCUAAGAGUCUGGUAACGCCUUCCUGCUUAUGCAUCAGCAGAUAUAUGUCAUAUCCACGAGUACAAAGUUUGAUUAGUUUCAAAGAAAGCUCUGUGAGACGGGUGACGUGGUGAUUUGGCAUGUGACAUUUCGAUAUGUCCUAUAAUCAUAUUGUUAACACGACAGUAUCAUACCUCUGAUUAUUCCUAUCACCUCUGGCAGGGAUAGAAAUCAAACGUAGCAUUACGUAACACCACAUCGUUGCAUCGAGUGUAAAGAACAUAACAAAGCAAAGUGCUCACACUUGGUGCAGCUCUACCAAUUCUACAUUUAUGUUGAAUCGCAAAAAGUGUACUGUUCUUUCUUUUUUCAAGUUUUCGGUUGAAUAUGCAUAUUGAUGUGUACAUCAUCCAGGCUGCUCUAUGACUACCUAUGCCUCAUGUGUUUUAUUGUAUCAAUGAAAGAAAGCACUGAUACAGCUGCAUCCAGUUCAAGAGUUUGGAACAUAAGUUACAGCAACACACCAGUCGAUCUUUCUGCCCAAAACUGUGUUAUGCUCAUAGCAGUUUACAUUGAAUAAUGAGAUAUCAAACGUUACGGUACUCUUCAGAACAAACAGUAAGAUAAGAAGGCGUUUGUGGCCAGCAAGCAAGAAGGCAGAAUGAGUUUUAGUGUCACCUGUAGUGACGCAUUUGCUAGAGCUCUCAGUUGACAGAAGUACGUGCAGUUAAUCCGUGAGCGCUGCCAACUGAAAUAUGCAAAUCGUGUCUCACGGGUGGCAGCAUAUUUGCUUAUGAACACUAACUCAAUUGAGCAAAUUUUCUUUUACAGAAAAGUUGCUCAUCUUCCACGUUAAAAAAGGUUUAAUGCUUGAACAUUAUUUUCCUCGAACGCUUUCAGAGAAACUGAAGCAGCAAUCUCAAACACGUGAACUGCGAGCGUCUCGCUUUCGGCCCGUGGCCCACACACUACUAUGUUUGGCUCAUAGUUUUUGUAUUCUCUUAAAAGGUGUGUUUGUCAGCUAUGCAGUCAUGACAUCUUCUCAAAGUUUUUUUAUUAGUGAGGUGCCCUAAGCGCUCACCAUAUGUUCUUACCAAAGAACGGAAAAAAUACUCUACAUUUAAUAACUGAAGUGAAGAUUUUAGUCAUUUUAGAGAUAGCUAUCGCUAUGUUGUUUUAAUAAUGGCGUCAAAUCUCCUUAUGUAAUGGCUGUUAUGCGAGAUAUCUGAAGUGUCUUCUUUCCAGUGGCAAUUUCAGCUGACAUACUAAGCCAUCUAUUCUCUGCCCCCCCCCCCUCUCCCCUCUGCUAAUACCUUUGUCGUUAUCCUGGCCCUUGCAGAAGUAAAUUUUUGUGACUACUGCCCGUUAGCUGAGUUGAGUUCGAGACCCCUUCUCAAAAGGGUAUAACGAUUUGCUGCCACAUUCUCCUGCAAACAUCAAUAAUAAGAACUAUUCUAACUUUUUUUGUUUGUUUGUUUUUUUGGGGGGGGGGGAGUACACGCGUAUAUCACCUCGAGGUGGAUUGACCAUAUAAAUGUGCAAGGUUUAAAAGCUUCCUUCUUUGAAAAGAUGCGAUGAAUAAACACUGCAUAGCAGGACGUAUCCUUGAAA